ACUUAGUUUACAUGUUGUUGACUUGACUUGUUACUGUUGUCCUAUAAAUACUUAACAAGAAACUGCGACAUUUUUCAUUCACUUGCACAUUGUCUCCUUGUCUCCAAACUACAUUCAAACAGAUUAAAACUUUAAAGAUGGCCGUCCAAGAACCAUUGGUUCCGCGCCAUCAAGUGUUUCUUAAUUUCCGAGGAGUGGAGCUUCGCAACGGCUUCGUCAGUUAUCUGGAGACUGCAUUGAAAAACGCUGGGAUCAAUGUGUUCAUAGACAAAUAUGAAGAGAGGGGAGAAGAUCUCACCGUUCUUUUCCGUAGGAUCGAGGAAUCAAAGAUUGCGUUGGUCGUGUUCUCGAGAAGGUACAUGGAAUCAGAAUGGUGUUUGAACGAGCUGGCGAAGAUCAAAGAAUGUGUCGAUGAAAAGAAACUUGUGGCCAUUCCCAUAUUCUAUAAAGUCAACCCAAGUGAGUUAGAAGCACUUUUCAAUGAUGCAUGUGAGACUCAUAGCAAUGUGCAGACCCACAUGGAGAAAUGGAAGGUGGCAUUGGAGUGUAUUAAGUUAAAGAUGGGCUUGACUUUGCUGGAGCAGAGUGACGAGGUCGUUUUCCUCAAGACAGUCGUGGCCGAGGUCAUGAAAAAGCUCACCGCCAUUCCAAUUAAUUUGGAAGGAGAAGAGAAAGUGGCUAUUCUCUUUGGAAUAGAACAUCGGAUCAAGCAAGUCGAGGAAAAGUUUGGUUUCGAUCACAGCGACGAAACUAGAAUUGUGGGAAUUGUUGGGAUGCCUGGUAUUGGCAAAACCACUCUCGCAACGGAGCUGUUCAAGAGGUAUGAAAACAAGUUCAUCCGCUGCGUGAAUUUUCUGAAGAUCCGUAAGGAGAUGGGUUCUGGCCAUUUGAGGAUGACGUUCCUUCAAGAUUUACUUCCGAAGAAAAAGACAAACAUAACUCAUAAGACGACAUUUGAUUGUCUAAAGACUGAACUGCUCAUGAACAAAGUCUUUGUUGUUUUAGACGAUGUGAGUAGCGAAAAACAUAUAAAGACUCUUCUCGGAGACCGAAGCUGGAUCAAGAAAGGAAGCAGGAUUGUUAUUACAACCCGUGACAGGGCAUUGAUCGCCGACUUAGAUCCAAAUCCUUACGUGGUUCCAAGAUUGAACCCUCGAGAUGGGUUGAUGUACUUCAGCUUCUUUGCCCUAGGGGGUUUCAAUCCCGAGAUGGAAGAUUAUAUGAAAAUGUCUAGAGUGUUCGUGGAUUACGUUAGAGGCAAUCCAAAAGCUCUCAGAGAAUUGGGCAAGGAACUUCGUGGGAAAGGUGAGACACUCUGGAAAGCGUGGUUUGGUGCAUUGGCAAGAUGUUCCAACGAGAGCAUUAAAGAUCUGUUGAAGAUAAGUUACGAUGAGCUUAGUGAAAAGGAGAAGGAUGCGUUCCUUGACAUUGCGUGUUUCUUCAAAUCAGAGGAUGAGUUUUACGCGAGAAGCUUACUGGAUUCUGGAGAUCAUGAUGAAUCCUCUGAAGUUUCGAGUGAGAUAACGAAUCUUGCCUACAAGUUUCUAAUUAGUAUCUCUGGCGGACGCUUAGAGAUGCAUGAUUUACUUCAUACAUUCGCCAUCGAACUUUGUUCGUUAUCAUCCACAGUAGAGAAGUGUAGGCUGUGGAAAUACCAAGAUAUUAUCGCUGCGCUACAUGACAAAAUGGGUACCAAAACUGUGAGAGGCAUUUCUCUAGACAUGUCUCAAGUAAGAGACAUGCCUUUAGAGUUUUCGGUCUUUGCCAAUAUGUGCAAUCUCUGGUACCUUAAGUUCUAUACUUCUACUUGUCCUCGGGAAUGUGAAGGCGACUGCAAGUUAAAUUUCCCGGAUGGACUUUCAUUACCUCUGGAAGAGGUCCGAUACCUCGACUGGCUGAAAUUCCCGUUGGAUGAACUUCCAUCUGACUUCAACCCCAAGAAUCUUGUUGAUCUCAGGCUGCCUUACAGCAAGAUUAAACAAGUAUGGAAAGAUUCUAAGGAUACACCGAAACUGAAGUGGGUGGACCUCAACAACUCGAGAAUGCUGCAGAAAUUGUCAGGGUUCUCAAAGGCCCAAAAUCUUUUGAGACUGAAUCUUGAAGAUAAAUCUGACUUCACUGAAAACUCUUAUCCUCAGCGGCUGUACGAGGCUUCAUGA
Messenger RNA from Raphanus sativus (radish), 2159 nucleotides. RefSeq names its product disease resistance-like protein CSA1. Lineage: Eukaryota; Viridiplantae; Streptophyta; Magnoliopsida; Brassicales; Brassicaceae. The record is from RefSeq and is a predicted model, not a curated record. Gene Ontology annotation, molecular function: ADP binding. The transcript has 5 exons. The coding region runs from base 138 to 2159 and encodes 673 amino acids. Gene Ontology annotation, biological process: defense response; signal transduction.